AUGGAGGCAAAUCUGUGUACAUCUCUAGGCCUCCCAUCGCGUAACUCUCAAAGUCACCACAACCCAACAAUCCAAACUGACUUCACUAAUCUCUUCGCUCACUUCUCCUCUCUGUUAUCCAUUCAAAACCCAGAAAAAGCCGCCCUCCCAUUUGCCUCAAACUCCAUCUCCUUAAAUUCCCAAACCUCCACACCAAAAAGCCCAAAAUGGCUCCAACCCUCCUCAAGAAACAGCCCCAGAGUCCAAUCUUUGAUGAAAAACCUCUCAGUUUUUGAGAGAGCUCUUAUAGGAGCAGGGGGUGGUGGCAUAGCUGGUGCAUUUACUUAUGUGUGUCUGCACCCACUUGAUACAAUUAAAACUAAGUUGCAAACAAAGGGUGCGUCGCAGAUUUAUAAAAGUACACUUGAUGCUGUGGUUAAGACCUUUCAAGAGAAAGGGAUUUUGGGGUUUUAUAGUGGUGUAUCUGCUGUUAUUGUGGGUUCUACUGCAUCUUCAGCUGUGUAUUUUGGUACUUGUGAGUUUGGUAAGUCAAUUUUGUCAAAAUUUGAGAAUUACCCAUCUGUGCUUAUCCCUCCAACUGCUGGCGCCAUGGGCAAUAUUGUAUCAUCAGCAAUUAUGGUGCCAAAAGAAUUAAUCACACAGCAAAUGCAAGCAGGUGCAAAGGGAAGAUCCUGGGAAGUUUUGCUGAGAAUUUUGGAGAAAGAUGGUAUCUUGGGUCUUUAUGCAGGGUAUUCUGCUACUUUGUUAAGGAAUUUGCCUGCUGGCGUGUUGAGUUAUUCUUCAUUUGAGUAUUUAAAGGCUGCUGUUUUGAGUAGGACUAAAAAAGGUAAUUUGCUGCCAAUUGAGAGUGUGUGUUGUGGGGCUUUGGCCGGGGCUAUUUCAGCGUCUUUAACCACACCACUUGAUGUGGUUAAGACUAGGUUGAUGACCCAAUUGAAUAAGGAGGUUGUGGAUAAGACUGCAGCUGUAAUGUAUAGUGGUGUUUCGGCGACAGUGAAGCAGAUUUUGAAGGAGGAAGGGUGGGUGGGAUUUACCAGAGGAAUGGGCCCUAGAGUGGUUCAUAGUGCUUGCUUUUCGGCUUUGGGAUACUUUGCAUUUGAGACGGCAAGACUUACUAUUUUGCAUCAAUACUUGAAGCACAAGGAGGUGCACGAAUUGGAUGUUGCUACUACUUGA
Molecule: messenger RNA, 1176 nt
Organism: Dovyalis caffra
Lineage: Eukaryota; Viridiplantae; Streptophyta; Magnoliopsida; Malpighiales; Salicaceae
Source: the annotation of a GenBank genome assembly